Messenger RNA from Trichoplax adhaerens, 1932 nucleotides. RefSeq lists its product as uncharacterized. Gene Ontology annotation, biological process: intra-Golgi vesicle-mediated transport. The record is from RefSeq and is a predicted model, not a curated record. The transcript has 17 exons. Bases 1 to 1932 code for a protein of 643 amino acids. Gene Ontology annotation, cellular component: COG complex. Lineage: Eukaryota; Metazoa; Placozoa; Uniplacotomia; Trichoplacea; Trichoplacidae.
AUGGCCAGCAACGCCGAGAAAGGCAGUCCUAGUAGCAUUGGCAAUGCGCCAUCAAGUAAUCCAUUAUCACGUAAAUUAAAUAAAAUAUUAGAAACACGAUUGGAAAAUGAUAAGGAUAUUUUAGAAGCAUUAAAUGCUUUGUCCGGAUUUUUUGUACGUAAUGACCUGAGAUCAAGAAGAAAUCUUCGUAGUGAUAUCGAAAAGAGGAGUUUAGCCAUCAAUGAACAGUUUGUCGAUGCAUUUGGCAAAGUGUAUACGAGUUUUAAUACAUUACGAAGUGAAAUUGAAGCCAUGAAUGAAAGCUGCAACCAAAUGACAGAAAGACUAAUGGCUGCAAAAUCAGAAACAUCGGACCUUAUCACUAAAACUUCUAAAUUACAUAAUGAAAAGCAACAGCUGCAGAUGAGAGCCAGGUUAGCCAAUCUUUUCUUAGAAAAAUUUCAGUUAAGUCCUUCCGAAAUCAAAAUCCUUCAUGGAUCUCGCAAUGAUCCUAUUAAAGAGGAAUUCUUCGAUGCUUUAGAUCGUGUAAAGCAAAUUCAUAAUGAUUGUAAAUUACUCUUACGGACGAGUCAACAAACAGCUGGGCUUAAGAUUAUGGAAUCUAUGGCUUUAAGUCAAGAGGCAGCAUUUGAAAGGCUUUAUCGCUGGACUCAAUCCGAAUGUCGUAUGCUAACUGGGGAUACGACCGAAGUUUCUUCUAUGCUUACCAAAGCCAUGGAAGCCUUACAGGAUCGGCCUGUGUUAUUUAAGUAUUCUUUAGAUGAAGUUAGUAGCGCUAGACGAACAGCAAUAGUUAGAGGUUUCAUCGACGCACUGACACGUGGAGGACCAGGUGGAACUCCUAGACCUAUAGAAAUGCAUUCUCAUGACCCUCAAAGAUAUAUAGGCGAUAUGUUAGCCUGGUUGCAUCAAGGUGUUGCAUCUGAAAAAGAAUUACUUCAAAGUCUACUUAAGAAAGUACUGGCUACUGAUACUGCUGCCCUUGUUAAGGAAGUGUUGACGCAUGUAACUGAAGGUGUUUGUAGACCAUUAAAAGUACGAAUUGAGCAAGUGCUCAUGUCUGAGCCGGGGCCCAAAGUUAUGUUUAAAUUAAAUAACAUUAUCAAAUUUUAUUGUAGUAUUUUAAGGGCUACCUUGACGAACGACAGCCCAUUAGUUAAUUGUUUAGGAGAGAUGGAUAAUCUAAGUAUGAAAAUGUUCUAUGCAUCUCUCAAUAGUCAUUCAGCGAAAUUGCUAGAUAAGGUGGAAUUACCUCCACCAAAUUUAGGGCCAACGGAAACUCUUAUUCAGGGUUUGGUUUUGCUUAGAGAAUUACUAGCUUCGUAUGAUGCUCCCGUGGCAGAGUUAGAAGAUCGACAAAUUGAUUUAAAAAAAAUUCUUUCAUGCAUCGUCGAUCCAUUACUUCAAAUGUGUACGGUAUCAGCCGCAAGUUUAAGCGCUGCAGAUAUGGCCUGUUAUAUGAUAAAUUGUAUAUAUUGUAUCCACUCCACUUUAGCUCUAUACGAAUUUACUGACGAUCAUUUGGAAAAGCUUAAAGCUCAGAUUGAUGCUCACAUGGAUACAUUGGUAUCGGAACAAGCAGGGUAUAUUUUAGCUCAGUCUGGAUUAGGCUUUAUUUAUUCUACUCUGCAAGAACAACAAAACAACAAGAUUCCUUUAUCAUCGGUUCACGGCAUGGAUGCAAAAUCCGUAAAAUCUGCUUUAGUAAAAUUUGACAGUUAUUUAUCGUCGCAUGACGCUUUGCUUAUGCCGCAUUGCGCAUUAUUAUUGAGUACCAAAAUACGUGAACGAGUACAAAAGCAAUCCGUUGAAUUAGUUUGCAAUGCAUAUGAAUCGCUUUAUAAAGCCGUGUACAAUCCUUUCAAUGAAUAUAAGGAACCGUCGUCUGUCAUAAUUCAUACCUCAGAACAGGUCAAGAAGUUAUUAACAUAG